AUGUAAAAAGUUGAAAGAAAUAAUUACAGUAAAAAGAUCUGCUCCCUUUUGUAAAAUUUAGAUCUCUUUGCAUAAGAAGUAUAACUAAGAAUUAAUAAAAAUGAUAAAUUCUUUACUCCCCUUGGAAUAAUUAUGUCCCUGAUUUUAAUUACACUUUCUUUAAUAUUAGCAAUUAACAAUAUUGUGGAUGUUAUUCAAAAAACAAAUCCCUCGGUAGUCUCCUCUGAUCAAUAAGAAUAAGAAACUCCAAAUUUUAUACUUAUGCCAAACAAUUUUACUUUUGUAAUAAGCGUAAAUAAAUUCAACCUGGACAACAUUUAUGGGCUUGAUACCCUAUUUAGUUUGUAGUUUACCUAAUGUUAUAGGAAGAGAGAUACUGAAACCAGAAAAAUAACUUAAGAAUAUAGUAAUUUUGAGGCAUAAUUUUAAAAAGCUUAUUUUUAACAAUUUAAUAAAAGUAAUAUUUAUUGCAUAAAUCAGGAUGAAUGGAUAGCAAAUCCUUUUUCUAUUCAAGGAUCAGCUGCCUCUAAUGAGUUUAGAUAUCUUAAAUUCAAUUUGCUUGUGUGUUAAAACAAAAGUGAAAAUAAUACCUGUUACCCAAAAGACUACAUCCAAGCAAAUUUUCCAGGAGGAUUACUAGUUUAUUAUGUGCAAGAUUAACUGUUAGAUUUGAAGAAACCUGAAGAAUUCUUUGUUCCAUCUAUUCGUCAAGGUUCGGCCAUAUUUGCCUAGAAAACCUAAAAGACUAUAAUUGCAUACCAUAAGACUGUAUAUGUUCAAACAGAUGUUGGUUUAUUCAUCGAGGAUCUUUAAGAACGAAAUAGUUACUAGAAUUACCUAGAAAAGGAGUCGUCAGAUGCAGUUGAUACAAAUAAGCUGAUAGAAUAUGUUUAUCAAUUAGAUCCUAGAUAAACCUUUUAUAAUAGAUCAUAUCCCAAGAUUCAAGAUAUAAUAGGUACAAUAGGAGGUCUUUGGCAAGCUAUGUAUUUUAUAAUCUCAAUUCUCAUUAUGCCAUUUAUCUAAGGGUUUAUGGAAUUAAGUUUGAUUAAUAAGUUUUUCACAUUCUCAUACAAAACAAAUGCAAUUCUCGAUGAUUGUUCCAUAUCCUAGAAUAGAAGUAAUUUACUUAGUCCUCCUCAGUCUAAAUCAACAAUUAAGAAAUCUUUUACUACUUAAAAGUUGUAAAUAGAAAAAAUAUCAGAUACUACUUAAAUUGCAUAAUUCUUAAGGGAGAGAAAAACUUUACUAAAAUUGAACCUAUCUGAUUUAUGUGGUUUCAUUUUUGGUAGUUAAAAGAAGCAAAGAAAGCAAUUUGAAUACAGUCAAAGAAAAAUACUAUAGAAAUUGGACAUAACAUUUAUAUUGCACAAAUUAUUUGAAAUAGAUAAGUUAAAGAUGGUUUUAUUCACUGAAAACUAGUUGAAAUUGUUUAAUUAUUUUCCAAAACCCUGUGUUUCGGAUUCUUUAAUACUUAAUUCAAACGAUAAACUAUUGUAGAACCAAGAACGACAAAUAGAGUUUUCAUAUCUUCUGAAAGAAGAACUAACACAUGAAAUGAAGGUUCAAGAGGCUUACAAGGCUUAUAAGAAAAUAAAGAAACUGAAUAAUUAAGAAUAGUUGGACCAAAGAAUUCUAAUUCAUUUAGAUUAGGAUCUAAGAAAUCUAUUUGAUAGCCUCAUUGAAUCAGAUUUAUAGAAUGACUCAUGUAAUUGUAAUUAUUCUUAUGUUAAUUUGAAGUAAACGAUGUCCAAAUUUUAAAUGAUUCAAAAUAUUAAAAUAUAAUCACAACAUAUAAAACCCACGAAAAACCGCAUAUAAAAUAAAAUGAUUGAUAAUUAAUAUAUGUGUUGUUAUUAUAAUGUUGUUGUAAAUAAAUUACAAUUACUCAAUGAUGCUUAAUUUUGGUUUCCUCACCCAUCACUUAUUCCACAUAACUUUGAAAAGAAUUUGUCUUUCUUCCUUAUGCUCUACACAAUAAUACAAUCCAUAUAAGCACAGCCAAUGCAUGUAUUAUUGUGA
Paramecium tetraurelia is the source of this 2019-nucleotide messenger RNA. RefSeq lists its product as uncharacterized. The transcript is spliced from 6 exons. NCBI's taxonomy places the organism in Eukaryota, Ciliophora, Oligohymenophorea, Peniculida, Parameciidae. The record is from RefSeq and is a predicted model, not a curated record. Gene Ontology annotation, molecular function: double-stranded DNA binding. Gene Ontology annotation, cellular component: nucleus. Gene Ontology annotation, biological process: reciprocal meiotic recombination.